UAUGAUAGCAGAUGACAAGCGAAAAUAGCGAUCUAGUUUUUAAAAUAAAAAGAAAUUAUUCACAGCCAAUAUCGUUCCUGAAAUAAAACCAUUUAGAAAUGGGUUGUCCAAUGGCUUUUGGGGAACUAAAUAUUCCGUCUUCACGUGCCUUCUGGGAUGAUUGUGACGAAGACGAGCCAGUCCAAAGGGAUACGGAAACAAAAAAACUCGAAUUACUGUACGAACCAAAUGAAGCCCAAACGCCUUUACCCAGUAAGAUAUUUCUGUUAAUUGAGGGUAAGGACGUGUCAGAAUUUGUGGAAGCGGCAUUGUUAGGAGGAGCUCGGAAUAUAUGCAAAUUGCCAUCACCUAAGUCAUCUUUGCAUUAUGUGCAGGACAAGGAACUUUUGAUCGCGCAGUUGCAUGAAGAUCUAACAAAUAGUGGUGAAUUGACAGAGUUAUUACUUCCGUAUGCGAAAGAGGCGGAAAAAGUUAUUACAUUGACUGUAAAAUCCAAAAUAGAGUAUCAGAGUGAAAAUUUGAAAUGUGUACGUGAUGAUAUUACCUUCAUAAGGGGCAUUAAUUCCAAAUCGCCCCAAGUCGAAGAGCUUGAACCACCUAAUUUCAUAGUGGGUGUGGCAGCUGGAAUUGCUUGUUGGAGGCACAACGCGAAUUUACCUACGUCGGCCUAUGUUGCCUAUACUGACAAUGUCUCGUUGGAUGCAUUGGCUGCUAAGCCUAUAAUAAAACUGCUACAAGAAUUGGGAAUAGAUUGUAAGGACAGUUACAAGCCUAUUUAUAGAGAAGCGUCCCACCUAUAUAUGUAAGAUUUUGUAAAGGUGUUAAUAUAUAUUUAUAUAUAUAUUAUAUUUUUAUAUA
Bactrocera latifrons is the source of this 858-nucleotide messenger RNA. RefSeq lists its product as uncharacterized. Gene Ontology annotation, biological process: proteasome core complex assembly. The transcript is spliced from 3 exons. The record is from RefSeq and is a predicted model, not a curated record. NCBI's taxonomy places the organism in Eukaryota, Metazoa, Arthropoda, Insecta, Diptera, Tephritidae. Gene Ontology annotation, cellular component: endoplasmic reticulum. Gene Ontology annotation, molecular function: proteasome binding. Bases 99 to 806 code for a protein of 235 amino acids.